AUGAAAACGUACAAGCAAAACCCCUCUCGUAACUUGGCCCUGAUCAAUGGUCGUGAGCUGUCUUUGAGGAAUGUCGCGAUGGGUUGUUACUUGGACAAUGAUGCGAAGACUUGUGGUUCCAAGGUGAGGGAAUGGUUUAGUCGUUUUGGUCAAAAAAUGUACUUUAACGCCAACCGUGAGUAUGGUAGUGCUGCAUACAUCGCCGGUAAGAGAGUCGCUUUUAACAUGGUGGCUGUCUUUGAUCUCGAUCUUGGCGAAGGUGGGAAGCGUCGUUUACUUGGAAAGGUUGUGCUGAAACGCGGUGAUCUCGUCGAACUGGAGGUUUAUACACUUGUUCAAAAACCAGUGCAAGUGCUUUCUGACAACGCAAGCAUCUUCACAAACUACCAGGUGGACGAUGGUGGCAAUCUUGUCGCGGUCAAAUCGGACGAAACUCUAAGUACGCUGGUGUUCAAGCUGGUUGCUGUUGAUCUAUUGGACAUGUCGCAUUCAACUGUGAUAAAUGAUGUUCAAUACUCAAUAAUUAACAGGUGUAAGUUUGGUACUCUUUGGUGGUUCCAUAAUACGGACAGAAAUUUCGAAAUGUUGAAAAACGAUUCUCAAGAUUAA
This is a messenger RNA of Mucor mucedo, 609 nucleotides long. RefSeq lists its product as uncharacterized. The record is from RefSeq and is a predicted model, not a curated record. The coding region runs from base 1 to 609 and encodes 202 amino acids. The transcript has a single exon. Lineage: Eukaryota; Fungi; Mucoromycota; Mucoromycetes; Mucorales; Mucoraceae.